Cutaneotrichosporon cavernicola is the source of this 1449-nucleotide messenger RNA. RefSeq lists its product as uncharacterized. The transcript is spliced from 2 exons. The record is from RefSeq and is a predicted model, not a curated record. The coding region runs from base 1 to 1449 and encodes 482 amino acids. NCBI's taxonomy places the organism in Eukaryota, Fungi, Basidiomycota, Tremellomycetes, Trichosporonales, Trichosporonaceae.
AUGCGCCUCACUUUCCUUCUCAUCCUCCUAGCGGCUGCCGUUUCAGCUUUGCCGACCCGCUUUGACAUGAGCGGCGUUGAUCGCCGCAGUAUCCUGCUUUCCGCUCCUCCGGCUGCCCGGGCCGACCACGCUGCCCUUGUGUCUGACCACGUCCAUGGUCGCCGGGCUGGUCAGGGGUUUGGCCACCGCUCCGGCUUACGCAAGGUGCGUCGCUUGAAGAGCAAGCGUGCUCGCAAGUGCCAGCCUCGCACCUCCUCGUCUACGACUACACCGACUCCCACUAGCGGCGACUGGACGCAGACCUGGUCCAAGCCUGACAACAAUUCGACAUCGGGCCACGGCUCAUCGUCAAGUUGGUCCGACCACCCGGGCGUCGAUGGCAGCUCGUCUGAUAACUGGUCAUCUUCGGCUACCACGACUUUCACCACCGAGCACGGCAGGCCGUCGCCCUCGUCCAGCGAGGAGUCCUCGACCGCGUCCCAUUCUUCUUCGCAGUCCUCCUGGGGCAAUGAAGAGACCUCUACAUCGUCGUCUACCUGGGCCACCGAGUCUGCCACCUCUUCAGAGUCCGCAACAGAGUCCAGCUGGGACAGCCAGUCCGCAUCAUCAACUUCCAGCUCGGAGCAGCCCAAGCCCACUGACGGUGGCCAGAGCAACGGCGAGCUCGACCACAUGCUUUUCCCUAACGGUCGCGGCAAGGCGUUCUGGACCACCAGCUCUGGCGGUCUUUCCUUCGAGGAGGCUCUCCUCCCUCUCCAGUUCGGCUCGCUCCCCAACGUCGGCACUGCCCCAGACGGUGCCGUAGCUUUCCAGCAGGUCUACCCUGGCGGUCAGUACGGCAAGGGUUACUCGUUCUACUGCGGUGGUGACAAGAACGGUGUCAACGUUGAGGGCACUCGCGAGAUCACCUUUGCCUACUCGGUCUACUUUGCCGACGGCUUCGCAUGGACCAAGGGCGGAAAGCUUCCAGGCAUCUACGGUGGCACGUCACUCGACGCGGCCAAGACGUGUUCGGGCGGCCGUUCUGAGGGCCGCGACGAAUGCUUCUCUGCACGUGUCAUGUGGCGCGCCAACGGCGACGGCGAGCUCUACAACUACUUCCCUCCAGACGCCAAGAACGACUACUGCAACUUCCCCCCCAAGUCGGUGUGCAACCCCAGCUUUGGUGACUCGAUCGGCCGCGGCGCGUUCCAGUUCAAGGCUGGCCAGUGGAACACUAUCUCGCAGCGCCUCAGGCUCAACGACCCCGGACAAAAGAACGGCGAGCAGGAGCUGUUCAUCAACGGCCAGAGCGUCAUCAAGCUCAACAAUGUCAUGAUCACGUCCAACCCCAACGCCAAGCUCUACGGUAUCAUGGCGCAGACGUUCUUCGGCGGCGGCUCGUCGGACUUUGCCCCACCCAGCGACCAGACGGCCUGGUUCAAGGACUGGUCUCUCUCCAUGUCCUAA